CUUAUAAAUAUAUAUCUUUUGUAACAGAAUGGAGCAGCUACAAAUUCUUGAGGAAACUAUGCAAUUUUGGUUAAGAAGGAUUUACAAUAACUACUCUUGGCGCUUUGAAGCAGAUAUUUGAAAUGACAACUCAAUGGUCAUUUUUAACUCUGUGUCAAAACUUGAGACAAAAGUUUCAAUUAAGGAUUAUUCAAAAGCAAAUCUAAUCGAUUGGCAUGUCAUGAGUAGAAAGAAGGAUAUUCCAAAACUUCAACUACUAAAUAAGAUGGUGAGGGAGAUAGCUCAUCUAGUGAUUUGUGAAUACCUGAUUAACAACUCUCAUCUCAUCAAGUUCAAUAUAUUUAGUCCAUUAAUGUCUAAAGUCACUCACCUAAUCCAUAUACUUGGCUUCAAAAUCUCAAGAAAGCAGUUUGAACGAAUUUUAAUAAUUACACACAAAAUCAGAGACCUAAAAUUUAACUUUUGAAAGAUCUCUACUGAAGGGCUUGAUCUCUCCAAGACAUCACCUGCCAUAGACUUCUGACUAAAAGAUCUACGGUUCUUCCAGUGAACCGAGUCUGAGAGGCCGAUUCUUCUGAAAAAGUUUGAACGGAUCUUCGCAUCGAUCUCUAGAUGUACCCUAAGGUCUUCUUUAGAAACAGUUUGAGUGUACCCUAUCAGGGGUCAUGAGAACACGGCCCAAGAGAUGGUGCAGACCUACAACCUUGGGCAUAUAAAUAUCCAGAUGUGGAGCCAAGCUUACUAAUUUAGGGACUGGAUGAAGUCUUGUGGGAGAUUAUCAGUGCAGAUGGAUUUUAUAAGAAGAAUAGUUGAAGGAGUGAGGUUUGAAUAUAGAGGGAUGGGAGUGCAGGGACAGAGUCAUGCAGUUACUGUAUUGGGGACUAGAAUUUAGAGGAUAAGGUAGAGCGGGAUCUGAGAAGUGAAUUUGUUAGAAAACUGCAUAAGAGCAAUGAGGAAAAAAUAAGCAUAACGCAAAAAAGAUCCUAACAAGACAUACCCAAAUAAUUCAUAAACACUCAUUCCUGCCCAAACCCCGCCUCUAACCCCACCAAAACCUCCAUUCCCAAACCCACUAUCACCCCCAUUCACCUCACCCCAACCCCCAAAACCCCUCUUCCUCCUCCCCU
Molecule: messenger RNA, 1127 nt
Organism: Moneuplotes crassus
Lineage: Eukaryota; Ciliophora; Spirotrichea; Euplotida; Euplotidae
Source: the annotation of a GenBank genome assembly